UGCAAAGCCCAGGAGCAUUGGGCAAUUGUGGUUUCCUCCAGGCACGCAGGACCCAGCCGUGCCAGCCCAGUCCCAGGCAUCUUGGGGCCUCAUCUGCUCAGGCAUGGAGGACACAGUUGUGAGGCCCUCAGUGUUCGUGGUGGACGGACAGACAGACAUCCCGUUCACGAGGCUGGGGCGCAGCCGCCGGAGACAGCCCUGCAGUGCCGCCCGGCUGGGCCUGGGCCUCCUGCUGCUGCUGCUGGCGGCCGGGCUGGCCGUCCAGGGCUGGUUCCUGCUGCAGCUGCACUGGCGCCUGGGGGAGAUGGUCGCCCCUCUGCCGGACAGAGAUGCAGGAUCCUGGGAGCAGCUGAUGCAAGAGCGGAGGUCCCACCAGGCCAAUCCAGCAGCACACCUCACAGGAGCCAACUCCAGCUUGACCGGCACAGGGGGCCCACUGCUGUGGGAGACGAAGCUGGGCCUGGCCUUCUUGAGGGGCCUCACCUACCGUGAUGGCGCCCUGGUGAUUGUCCGGGCUGGCUACUAUUACAUCUACUCCAAGGUGCAGUUGGGAAGUGUGGGCUGCUCACAGGUGCAGGGCAGCGGCCUGCCCAUCACCCACGGCCUCUACAAGCGCACGCCCCGCUACCCCGAGGAGCUGGAACUGCUGGUCAGCCGGCAGUCACCCUGCGGACGAGCAACCAAUGCCCGCGUCUGGUGGGACAGCAGUUUCCUGGGUGGAGUGGUGCAUCUGGAUGCCGGGGAGGAGGUGGUGGUCCGCGUGCUGGAUGAGCGCCUGGUCCGACUCCGAGACGGCACCCGGUCCUACUUCGGGGCGUUCAUGGUGUGAAGGCAGGAGUGAUGGUGGACUGAACGGGGGUCUGACAGGCAGAGACCUCGGGGGGCACCUCAGGAGACAGAAAACCCAAAAAGCAGAGAUUCUGAAGAGUGCUCCGGGGAACCCGAAACUCAGCAGGUGGAGAGCACAGUGGGCACCACCAGGGGCCAAGAACCCAGCCACCCUGAGGGGCUGAAGAUCCUGCAAGCACCUUCUAGGACCAAACUAAACUGCAGACCCCACCGUGGGAAACACUGAAGACAAAGACCCAGAGACUGGAGGGUCUGGAGGCCCCCAAGUAGGGGGUAGAACUGAUCUGCCUGAUAUUCAGGAAGAAGGGGUGAGGGGUGGGUAUUUAUACUUUUGAUUCAGAAAAAAAGUGGGACUUGGGGGGUCCAGGGACUUGACCGAGAACAGGAAAUUUAUCACCCUCUCCACUCUCACAUGAGUGGGCAGGGGGGAGAUUUAUCAUCAGGACUCAUCCAUGUGGAGAGCCCAGCCCGGCCCCGCCCACAGUCAUAGUCACAUACUCAAGUCCCACUCACGAGCUUGUGGCCACACCUGGGCCAGCCACGAAAAGUUACACUCAGAGACACAGGCACAGGGAAGUGCCGCUAAGUGUUUAACAGCCAGCUUUCCCUGGAGGGGAGAGACUUCACAGAGUUUGCUGAUAUCCACAGUGUAACUAUUCCCACAAUGGCUGGUUUCUUGAUACAAUGUAUCAUCCACUCGCUGGCUGUAUCCAGGCACUGCUAAGCACUCACAUCCCAGUAGGGCACCACAGCGGUUUCAGCACCCAGGCCAGAGCCUGGUACACAGCAGGACCUUGGAAAAUGUUUACAGAAAGAAAGAAGAGAGAGGGAGAGACAGAGGAAGGAUGGAGGGAAGGAGGGAAGAAGGAAAGAAAGAAAGAAAAUACAUUCACACCUACAGCAUCACAGAGAAUCAUUCAGCUCCACAAUCUCAGACACUCUUUCACAUGCACAGAUUCAUACAUGCAAAGCAUCAGUUGCUCUCACAACCACACACAAGUCAGACAGCAUCGCAAACCCUCAGUCACAAGCACUGCAUGACAACCACACAUGACACAAUGACACACAAGUCAUCAUCACAGCCUCAGUCACCCACGCAGUGUCACCCACAUGUGACACACGGGUUUCGGUGCUCAUCACGUCGGACUUCCAUAUGCCACGUCAUGGUCAGACCCAUCUCACACACACACGGUGUUACAAUGACACACACAGACACACACAGCCUGAGGUUCCUCCCAGCCAAGGCAAACACAUCCUGGGGUGAGGACCGGACUUUGUCCAUAGCCCUGGGCCCCUUGACCACUGGUCUUGGAAAUAAAUGGCAAAUGUUGCA
This is a messenger RNA of Diceros bicornis minor, 2182 nucleotides long. RefSeq names its product TNF superfamily member 14 (gene TNFSF14). Gene Ontology annotation, molecular function: tumor necrosis factor receptor binding. Lineage: Eukaryota; Metazoa; Chordata; Mammalia; Perissodactyla; Rhinocerotidae. Bases 104 to 829 code for a protein of 241 amino acids. The record is from RefSeq and is a predicted model, not a curated record. Gene Ontology annotation, cellular component: membrane. Gene Ontology annotation, biological process: immune response. The transcript is spliced from 4 exons.